Messenger RNA from Misgurnus anguillicaudatus (oriental weatherfish), 2148 nucleotides. It is a transcript of the gene hpcal1, whose product is annotated as hippocalcin-like 1. Gene Ontology annotation, molecular function: calcium ion binding. NCBI's taxonomy places the organism in Eukaryota, Metazoa, Chordata, Actinopteri, Cypriniformes, Cobitidae. The record is from RefSeq and is a predicted model, not a curated record.
GUGCGGUGUCAGGUCUCUGACUCAAUUGAUGAGGUUUCAAGUGCGCGUUUCAGAUGGAUUGUGCAGAACGUUUUACUAUUUGUAACUUUUUUAUCCUUUUGUAUUAAGUCAACACUUCGACUUUCAGAAUAGGAAUACGUUUUUGUAGUUUUAUAUAGUUUUUUGAAAAAAAUGGUUGGGAUUUUCCAUACAGCGAAAAUGUUGAAAGUUUUGUGAAAGAGAACACCCCUUUUUUAGGAUUAGACUGACUGAAGUCUUCAACCAAGACAUUUUUACAGAUUUCUCUUUAAUUUGUAGUGUGCUAACAGGCAAACUCUGCGAGCAGCAAGGAUCUGGAAAAAGUCUGCAAAAGAGUUUCAGCAUGGGUAAACAGAACAGCAAGUUACGCCCUGAGGUUCUGAACGACCUACGGGAGAACACGGAGUUUACAGACCAUGAGCUCCAGGAGUGGUACCGAGGUUUCCUCAAGGACUGCCCAUCCGGUCACUUAACGGUUGAGGAGUUCAAGAAAAUCUACGCCAAUUUCUUUCCAUACGGUGAUGCUUCAAAGUUUGCGGAGCACGUCUUUCGCACCUUUGACACCAAUAGUGAUGCCACCAUUGACUUCCGGGAGUUCAUUAUUGCUCUGAGCGUGACCUCACGUGGAGGCCUGGAACAGAAGCUCCGUUGGGCGUUUAGCAUGUACGAUCUGGAUGGGAAUGGAUACAUCAGCCGGGCUGAAAUGCUGGAGAUUGUACAGGCAAUUUAUAAAAUGGUGUCAUCUGUGAUGAAGAUGCCCGAGGAUGAGUCAACUCCAGAGAAACGAACAGACAAGAUUUUCCGACAGAUGGAUACAGAUAAUGAUGGCAGACUUUCUCUUGAGGAAUUCAUCAAAGGUGCCAAGAGUGACCCUUCUAUCGUCAGACUACUGCAGUCUGACCAAAGCAGCACCUCUCGACAGUUAUAAAUACAGGUUUAAAAGCAGCUGACAGGAAGUCACACGCUCACUGAAAAGACCGAAACAUUCGAAGUGAUGAACUACUACAUACUUUUCUCCACGUUUAAGGGUAGUUAACAGUUUAAGCAUCAGUAUUCCAGCAUGUUCUGUAUUGAUGAGAUAUGUAUAAUGCAUGGGCUUUGUUUGCAUUAUAAGGGAUGACCAAAAAACAUAUUUUUAACUGUUUGCAUUCCACGCAAGGAUGGUAAAUAGUCUGCAAAUCUCGCUAAUUUGGCCAAAACAUGAAGUGUAGUUUCUCAUUCCUUAAUCUGAACCACUCCAAAACACCAUUUACAUUGCCUGAGCAUGUCUUAAACGUGCAAAUACUGCUCAUUGUAGUGCUUUCAUCAGGUGUCUUUUGGCCGAAUGCCAUUUUGUGCUACAGGUGGAGCAAGUGUUGCUAUCCGGCUUAUUACUCUUAAUGUAUUGUUAAAUUGAUGUUACAGAAGUGGAGCACGUUUGGCAGUGUUUGUUCUCAGGAGUUAAGUAAAUGAUUUAAGAUGUAAUAUUGUUGAACUGUUUUCAAGUGCAAUAGCAUAUAUUCAAAACCUGGUUGGCUUUUCCAUACAGCCUUGGAAGUAAAAAACUGAAGCCAUCAGCAUUGGGUCUGCUAUGGUGGUUUAGUCAUUAAUAUUUUAACACUGUUGUUCAUUUGGCCAUAUGGGGCAGAUUAAAUGACAGACAGGUGGUUAGUUUUCCCUCAUCCUUUCUCCAGUCCAGUGUCAAAACAACACAGAAGCUGUAGCGCUAUAAAAUGUAGUAACAUUUUUAAUUUUAUUGAAAUAUGUGUCUGCAGGUUUUGUUAAUGGAGGGAAGUAUUUUCUUAUUGUUUUACUUGUGGGGGUACUGCUUUUAAUUUCUUUAUAUGCAUGUGUGGUAUUUCUGUGCUUUUUCUGUAUUUUUUCCUCAUAUUUUUGCUCUAAAGUGCAAUGCCAAAACAAAUAUUGUACUGGAUAUAUUCGAUUUAUGAGUCGUUUCUAAUUUCGUCCAGUGUUAAUUGUACUGUAAGCAAUGAUGGUUGAAAAUAAUGCAGCUGAGAAUGGGACGUCUAGCCAUAUUUUUGUGAAGCCAAAGCACUGGUGCAAACGGUGUAAAUGUCGCAUCCUUACAAAUGAAAAAUGUACUGCAUGAAUAAAUCACUGAUACAGUAUAUUGUAUAUUUGCCAUUUAAA